UUUACUGGGAGGAAAAAUAACUUUUAAAAACAGAAACCUCAAAACUUUUUAACCCGGUUUAAUCAUACUUUAAUUAUUAAUUCUAUAGAAUAUGUGAGUUGAGUAGCCUAUAUAUAUGGAUAAAAAUCGCUUGUGAAAUCCCUCAUUAUUUGGAGUGAAUGUGAGUGAAUCAGGGUUUUUCAGUCYGACGUGACAGACGCCGGAAGUUUCGGUGCCAACGCCUUUUUUCUUCAUUUCUGCUGUUCUUCUGGGCAACUUGAGUUCCCACCGACCGGGCCAGGAGCUGCUGGACGGGGCUUCACACCCGUGAGCUGCUGAAACUGACCGGAGAAAGUUGUCASAGAAGCGAACAUGGGCUGCACGAUCAGCGCCGAGGACAAGGCUGCGGUGGAGAGGAGCAAAGUGAUUGACAGAAACCUGCGAGAAGACCUGGAGAAGUCCUCCAGAGAAGUGAAGCUGCUGCUGCUCGGUGCAGGGGAAUCUGGGAAAAGCACGAUUGUAAAGCAGAUGAAGAUCAUCCACGAAGCGGGCUACUCAGAAGAGGAGUGUAAGCAGUACAAGGCUGUGGUCUACAGCAACACCAUCCAGUCCAUCAUCGCCAUCAUCAGAGCCAUGGGACGCCUCAAGAUCGACUUUGGUGACCCUGCGAGAGCUGAUGACGCCCGGCAGCUGUUCGUGCUGGCGGGCUCGGCAGAAGAAGGCUUCAUGACGGCGGAGCUGGCGGGCGUCAUCAAGCGGCUCUGGAAGGACGGAGGCGUGCAGGCCUGCUUCAGCCGCUCACGAGAGUAUCAGCUCAACGACUCGGCAGCAUACUACUUGAACGACUUGGACAGGAUAUCCCAGCCCACCUACAUCCCAACUCAGCAGGACGUCCUGAGGACCCGAGUGAAAACCACGGGCAUCGUAGAGACGCACUUUACCUUCAAGGAUCUGCACUUCAAGAUGUUUGAUGUGGGCGGUCAGCGCUCCGAGAGGAAGAAGUGGAUCCACUGCUUUGAGGGCGUGACCGCCAUCAUCUUCUGCGUGGCGCUGAGUGAUUACGACCUGGUGCUGGCCGAGGACGAGGAGAUGAACCGAAUGCACGAGAGCAUGAAGCUGUUCGACAGCAUCUGCAACAACAAGUGGUUCACGGACACCUCCAUCAUCCUCUUCCUCAACAAGAAAGACCUGUUUGAUGAGAAGAUCAAGAAGAGCCCUCUCACUAUCUGCUACCCAGAAUACGCUGGCUUUAACACGUACGAGGAAGCAGCCGCCUACAUCCAGUGUCAGUUCGAGGACCUGAACAAGAGAAAGGACACCAAGGAGAUUUACACCCACUUCACCUGCGCCACAGACACCAAGAAUGUGCAGUUCGUCUUCGACGCCGUCACCGACGUCAUCAUCAAGAACAACCUGAAAGACUGCGGUCUUUUUUGAAGAGCCCGUCGGCAAAAAUCAACCCUUUUUUUUAAGUUGGCGGUGGAGCCAGCUUAUUGUGCAUCCUCAGUGGGGAAGAUAAAAGUUGUGAGGAUCCAUGAUGGACCAGUGCUGUACUAUACACCACUUUUACCUGCUUUAUUUAUGUUUUUUUGUUUUGAUUUUGUUUUUUUGUCUCGGAACAUUUUGAACUAGCGUUACUGCAUCUGUGUAGGCUGUUUGUUUCACUGUAAAAGCAUCAACAUACUUUCCCUUUUUUUUAAGUUAAUCAGUUUUGUUUGAGGAGUAGGAGACUACAAUGUUUUUUACUGUUUCUUCUGCUGCCAUUUCUGGAAAAAGGAGACUUCGCAAGACGAUGGGGAGGAAACGCUCCUUUUUCUUUCUUUCCUACAASACAAAAGGGAAGAAAUGAGGACCAACUCUUGAGUCCAGUUUGUUGGUACCCGUGCCUUCGCAUGCCUUUUACUGCGGUCGUUGUCUCGAUGCUUGUUCUGUUGCCUGCUGAUGUGUUCUAUACAUGAAGAGGUAAACAGUUUUCACAUGUUAGUAUCUCGACUAUCUUCUYUGUACACACCACUGAGCCAUCAGGAGGACCGUUUCUCUCUGGUUUAUAGGUUCAUGGGUCUCUGUGGUGACAAACAUGUAGCCUCUACAGUCCCCUAACCCAGCCCCGCCCCCACACCACCUGCCAUGAGGGCCUGACCUUCGCUGGCUGAUCUCACAGUUUAAUACUGAGAUGUAUAUUGUUACGUUUACCCCAAAGAUCUGGGGCUCUGUUUUUCUUUUUAAAGUGUAUAAAAAUGUCUCUUUCCCAAGUCAUUCAAUAAGCGGUUAGUCGAGGCACUGAGCGUCUGUCAUACUCAAGUAUUUCAAGUACAGAGACCAGAUUUGGCACAUUUUAUUGUAUAUUUUAAUGUAUUUGGAGAAAAGAUUUUAAAGUUUUCAGUUUUAGAGAGGGGAAAACAAAAGAAUCAAUUGUUGAUGUUGAAAUGAUUUUUAGACAGGUCAGAUCUUGGUUGACUUUUUUUUCUUAAGAGUAGAGGACCUACUUAAACAUUGACAAAGACUUUACUCGAUAAAACCUAAGAUAGUGAGGAUAUUCUGGUCUGUAGGUCAGUUGUACCUUAUCAGGAGUGGUAACAUGCAGUCCUGGAUCAGUUCACGUAAAGAAACUGCCACAACUGUCAUGCGUGUAUGUUCUCCAUGUAAGGAGAAUCUUUGUAGACUCAUCUCCCUUAUUUUGCUAAUAAAAAAAUCAUUGACAAACCAGC
This is a messenger RNA of Austrofundulus limnaeus, 2687 nucleotides long. Its product is annotated as guanine nucleotide-binding protein G(i) subunit alpha-1. Bases 352 to 1416 code for a protein of 354 amino acids. Lineage: Eukaryota; Metazoa; Chordata; Actinopteri; Cyprinodontiformes; Rivulidae. The record is from RefSeq and is a predicted model, not a curated record. Gene Ontology annotation, biological process: adenylate cyclase-modulating G protein-coupled receptor signaling pathway. Gene Ontology annotation, molecular function: GTPase activity; G-protein beta/gamma-subunit complex binding; GTP binding. Gene Ontology annotation, cellular component: heterotrimeric G-protein complex; cytoplasm. The transcript has 9 exons.